This is a messenger RNA of Nicotiana tabacum (common tobacco), 1248 nucleotides long. The record is from RefSeq and is a predicted model, not a curated record. Lineage: Eukaryota; Viridiplantae; Streptophyta; Magnoliopsida; Solanales; Solanaceae.
AUGGAAAUGUGGGACGCCUGGGCCAACGGAAGAGAACCACCAAGUGCGAUCCCUAUAUUCCCUGGGCUAUUUCCCAGGGCAAGUGGGACUUCCAAUAUCCCCAUAAGUUAUCCAUAUACCCCACUGGGAUAUCCUACCAUCUCAGCCCAUUUUGCUGGAACACCUUCCGAGGCUCACCCCCAGGUGUUAAUGUCAGGUGCGACCUCAAACAUAUUCACUGUGUCACCUUGUUCAGCUACGGCACAACCCACUCUACUCAGGCCUAGCUUCGAUCCAUCUUCCUUCACAUUUCAAGCACCAUCUUUCCCAAUGGAACCAACCCAGUUUACUACCAAUGCUUACCCUCAGCCGCAUCGGUACGAGUUUACUGCGGGGCAGGAGAAAACCACAAAAAACCUUGAACAAGAGGAGAUUACUAGAAAGAUGAGGAGUUUCAAAACCCUGAAGUUUGAAAAGUAUGACGGGCAUGGGGAUCCCAUAGCCCACCUUAAAAGGUACUGUAACCAAUUGCAGGGAGCAUGCAGAAAAGAGGAGCUUCUCAUGGCGUACUUUGGAGAGAGUUUGGUCGGCAUUGCUUCUGAAUGGUAUAUGGAUCAGGAUAUAUCUCGUUGGCAUAUUUGGGAUGACCUGGCUCGGGACUUUAUCAGGCAGUUUCAAUAUAACAUCGACAUUGCCCCGGACAGGAAUUCAUUGUCAAAUCUAAAAAAGAAGUCCUCGGAAAGCUUCCGCGAGUAUGGUGUCAAAUGGCGCGAACAAGCAACUAGAGUCAAGCCUCCAAUGGAAAAAACAGAGAUAGUUAGUGUCUUUCUUCAAACCCAAGAGGCUGAUUAUUAUCAGAACAUGAUGUCCGCGAUGGGGAAGCCGUUUGCCGAGGCCAUCAAAAUCGGUGAAAUGAUUGAGAAUGGUUUAAAAACAGGGCGAAUCUUGAGUCAGUCUGCUAUAAGGGCUACCUCACAAGAAACUCAAGGCGGGUCUGGAGGUGUAGCAAAUCGAAAGAAGAGGGAAGAAGCAGCAAUGGAAACUUCAAGUGUAAGAAAACACCAUCAACCUAGACCUUAUUUCCCUGAAAGAACCUUAUACCAUUACUACCCCCAUCAGGAUGUGGCCUAUGAUAUGGUUCCUCAGCCAUACGCAGUGAUGAAUGACCAACCCUACGUUAGGCCACAACAACAAUUCAAUCAAAACCGAGCUCCAUUUCCCGGAAAUCAACCUCCUAACCAAGCUCAGUAUAAUCCCCGACCUCCAUAG